UUUCGCCGUUGUGGGGCUCUUUUGGACAAACUAUGUGCAUGGAUUUCAGUUUCAGACAUAAUGGUUUCCAGAGAAGUACUUUGAAAAGGGUUUUUUUCUCCCCCCAAAAAGAAGCCCUCAGGCCCCUGAAAGAGUGCAUUCUGUGCCACAACAGCAAUAAUAAAUGGUAACACAACUACUGACAAUGUCCGCCGUUACAAACACACACAAAGUGAAUGGAAAUUUGAUUGUGAGUGCAAACGCUACUGCUCAUCUGGCAGGCAACACUGCAGCAGCAGGAACAACUGCAACAGCAUCAAGUAAAGCCUUCUCGCAUACUACUAACCCCCCUCCAAGUCAACAGCAUCAACAGCACCACCACCACCAUCAUCAACAUCAUCACCAGCAGCAGCAGCAACACCCUUCUCCCAACAGCCUACAGCAUCCGCAGCAACAGCAAAGCACAAAUUUGAAGUCAUCAUCAUCAUCAUCAUCGGCAAUCGGUUUAAGUAAAUUGCAGGCACCGCAACAACAUCAAAGGCGAUCGUUCAUACCCUCGGCAACGUUGCAGCAGCAACAUAGUAUAACGGUUGCCACAUCCUCAGCAUCGUCUGCCGCCACCAACGCCCAACCACCCCAAGCAAAUCAGCUGCAAACGGUAGCGACAGUACAUCAGCCAUCCGCCAUUCAGUCGUUGGCGAGUACCACCCAAACGCAAACAACGGCUGCCACAACAACUGGAACAGGUGGCGCCACCACCUCUGCCGCCGCCACCGAACCACUUACGAAUCCCCCCAACAACAGAAGAAGCUUUUAUCAUUUGCAAACCCUGAAAUCGUCCAGCAAUCUAAAGGCUCCUGCCCAUUCCAUACCGCCCCGCUAUCAGCCACCACCUCAACCCAACAACAGCAACAUACCACAGCAACAGCACACAGGUAUAUUGAAAAAUCAAAAUUCCCAGAGAUUGUCAAAGGCCAAUCCCAGCGCAUAUCCCACCUACUUUUCCGAAUCGUCUCAGGGUGGCAACCUGAAUCUGAAUAACCUCAAGUAUCCGCCCGACAUACCACAGCUAUCGAACGUUUACAUACCCGACUCGUUGAAAAAUCCCUCGAGUACAUCGCGUUAUUUGCAACAAAAACAACAACUGCAACAACAGCCGCAGUCCAAUCAAUCGCAAUUACAACAACGUUUAAGGAACUUGCAACAAACCGGCACAUCCAACGGCAUUGGCCAUAAUAGCAACAACAACAACCUCUUAAACGGCCAUACUUCAUCCGGGACAGAUUCACAACUGCAGCAUCAGCACCAGCACCAGCAACAGCAACAACAACAGCAGCAGGAUAUGUUAAAGUUUGUACGCAAAACAGAUCAGGAUCAUCCUUCACCAAAUGCCUCGGUCACAUCGAGUGGAACAGGUGGUGGAAUAUCUUCAACGCCGGGCCGUCUAACAGCCGAACAAAACCGCCAGCUUCAGUCCCUAAUCAAUGAGCUGCGAUCAUUGAAGGAACAAAAUCAGCGACUCAUGGAUGAUAAUCAAGAGCUUAGAGAUCUCUGUUGUUUCCUGGACGAUGAUAGACAGAAGGGACGUAAGUUGGCACGCGAAUGGCAGAGAUUCGGGCGAUAUACGGCAAGUGUUAUGCGUCAAGAGGUGGCCGCUUAUCAGAAUAAACUGCGACAGUUGGAUGAUAAACAACAAGAACUCAUAACAGAUAAUUUAGAACUCAAAGAGCUUUGCCUUUAUCUGGACGAGGAGAGAGCCCAUAUUGCUGCCAAUUCUCUGUGUGUGAAUUGUGGAGCUUCGAAUCGAAAUACAAUGCGAGAUGAUGGUGACGGUUCAAGUUCAAGUACAAAUGCCGAUGAAAAUAUAACCGCCUUGAGAAACUAUGAAAGGCAGUUGCCGGAUCUGCAUCUACGCUCGACACUGCAAGAUCAAACAUUGCAAUAUGUGAGAUCGCUGGAGCGGCGCAUACAACAAUUGGAGGAGGAGCGUCUGACCAACAAUACAAAUACAGCCUCCAGUGCAACAACUGGCAACUUGGUGAGCCAACAGCAACAGCAUCGACCGCCGCCGCCACUGCAGCAGCAGCAACAAAAACAGGCACAGGCACAGCCACAGCAUCAGCCAGCAAAUGUCACAAACACAGCAACAACAACAGCAACAACAAUAACAAAUCACCACCAAAACCAAAAAAUAACACAAACAUCGACAUCGUCAUCGUCGUCGCCAUCUGCAUUAAAUGAUGGCUUAGUCGAUCCCAUAUCUGGUCGGCCAGAAGCUGUUGUACGAGCUCUGCAAGUUUUAGAAGUCAGAGAACAACUAGAACGCGAUAGAUUGGGCCAUCUAACCGGCAAUGCCAUCGAUCAAAUGGACGAUGGUGAAAAGGCAUUGGUACGCGAGAUGUGUAACGUUGUUUGGCGCAAACUGGAAGCCAGUCCGAAUGGUCCAACGGCACUUGAGCCACUAUAGAAGCUUGUAAAACCAAUCGCACACAAACACACACAACACACAAACUAACAACUAACGCAUACCCACACAUACGCACCUUCUCGAUGCUUUUGUUUCUUUUUUUUUCUAAUUUUAGGAAAUUUUAAGUUUCUUUAAAAUCUACAAAGAAAAAAAAGAAAAGCAAACUUGCCAACAAACCAACUUUCCCAACAGCAUGCAAAAAAAAAACUCCUAAGUUUUAGUUGGGUUUUUGUACAAAAUAAUUGAAGUUAUUUCCAAGCUACUCUAAGUACUCCACCUGCCCAAAGGGAUGUCAGCUAUGAUGCACACCCGUUUGGGUUUUUAUUUAAGCUUUAAUGUUUUAUUGUUUUCCUAACCCUCCCCCCCCCACCCCUACAUAUAAGUCUUCUUUAAUAAUACAACUAGCUAUAGUAGUAGUAACU
Stomoxys calcitrans (stable fly) is the source of this 2868-nucleotide messenger RNA. RefSeq lists its product as uncharacterized. Bases 164 to 2446 code for a protein of 760 amino acids. The record is from RefSeq and is a predicted model, not a curated record. The transcript is spliced from 3 exons. NCBI's taxonomy places the organism in Eukaryota, Metazoa, Arthropoda, Insecta, Diptera, Muscidae.